Molecule: messenger RNA, 3339 nt
Organism: Caenorhabditis briggsae
Lineage: Eukaryota; Metazoa; Nematoda; Chromadorea; Rhabditida; Rhabditidae
Gene: Cbr-imb-3
Product: Protein CBR-IMB-3
Exons: 5
Coding region: 1-3339 (1112 amino acids)
Biological process (GO): protein import into nucleus
Cellular component (GO): cytoplasm; nucleus
Molecular function (GO): small GTPase binding; nuclear import signal receptor activity
Source: RefSeq, a predicted model, not a curated record
AUGGACGUCAAUCAAUUCGCUGAACUUAUCCAAAGACUCCAAUCGUCAGACAACGAGAUCCGUAAAAAAGCCGAAGAACAGUAUGAACAGAUUGACGGUUCCGCCAAAGUAGCUCUUCUUUUCGAGUGUUAUAAUCAUUUCGCACAAGCCAAUGAUGUAAGUUCCCGUCCCUUUCCCCCCAGAGAAAUCUCACUGUUAAAGGCGCUAAAUUUCCAGAUCAGAUCCACAGUGCUGGUUUUCCUGCGACGAGUUUUGUCUAGAGACUGGGAUGCAAUUUGGGACAGUUUGAACGAUGAGAACAAACAGAGAAUUCUUGCCAAGGUUCUUGAGAUGAUAGUCCACGAGAGCGACAUCUCAAUCAAGAAGAAGAUUGCCGAUUUGAUCUCUGAAAUCGCUUCCAAUCUUAUCGAUGACUCUGGAGAAAUGUCGUGGCAAGGAGUGCUGGAAUUGAUGGAUCAUUGCUUGAAAAGCGAUGAUCUUACCGCCAACUACAUCGCUCUUUUGAUCCUCCGCGGAUGUCCAAUAAUCUUCGGAAACCGUACCGCCCACUUCCUCCCAGCCCUCAAGACCGUCUUGGAGAAGUGCAUGGCCACACCAGAUUUGCAAAUCAAGUCCACCGCUGUUCGUGCAGCUGUCGCUUUCGCUGUUGAUAACGACGAGGAGAAGGAUGUGAUCCGACUCAUGACCGCAUUGGUCCCAAAUGUUCUCCAAGUCUGCAAUGAGACCAGCGACGAGGAUGAUGCCGAUGGUGCUCUUGGAGAGUUCGCCGAGUUGGCUUCUGCUCUUCCAAAGUGCUUGAACAGUCAUAUGAAUCAAGUUCUCAGCGUUUGCCUCGCUCUCGCCGGAAACAAGGACAAGAACGAGAUGGCUCGCCAAAACGCCAUCGAGGUCAUCUGCUCCUACAUGGAGUCUGCACCAAAGGGACUGAAGAAGUACGCUCCAGGAGCUCUUUCACCAAUUCUCGAGACUCUUCUCUCCUGCAUGACCGAGUUGGAUGAUGAAGUUCUCAACGAGUGGCUCAACGAGAUUGAGGAAGAAGAUGAUUAUGAAGACGUUCCAAUCAUCGCCGAGUCUGCCAUCGACCGUGUCGCUUGCUGUAUCAACGGAAAAGUCAUGCUUCCAGCUUUCUUGCCACUCGUCGAGAAGCUUCUCUCCAACGAUGACUGGAAAAUGAAGCACGCCGCUCUUCGCGCUUUCUCCGCCGUCGGAGAAGGAUGCCAACGUUCCAUGGAGCCACAUAUAGAGCAAAUCAUGGUCCACAUCACCAAGUACGUCAACGACGCUCAUCCAAGAGUCCAAUACGCUGCUUGCAACGCCAUCGGACAGAUGUCUUCUGAUUUCGCUCCAACUCUUCAAAAGAAGUGCCACGCCGCCGUGAUUCCAGCUCUUCUGGAGUCUCUUGAUAGAACUGAUGUUCCACGCGUCUGCGCUCAUGCCGCUUCUGCUCUCGUCAACUUCGCCGAGGAGUGCCCAAAGAGCAUCAUCGGACAAUACCUUCCAUACAUUCUGCAGAAGCUCGAGAACGUUCUCUCCGCUGUCUUCAACCGUUUGGCUGAUAAGAGAUAUCAAGUUGUCGUUGAGAACAUCGUCACCGCCAUCGCCUCUGUUGCCGAAGCCGCUGAGGAGCUCUUCAAGGAGCAUCACGCUCGUCUCAUUCCAAAUCUCGUUCACAUACUUCAAAACGUCGGAGAGCUCAAGGAAUUGAGAGGAAAGACUAUCGAAUGCAUCUCGCUCAUCGGAUACGCCGUCGGAAAGGAGCACUUCCACUCGACCGCUAUCGAUAUCUUGAACCUUCUCGGAGACGGAAUGAAGGAUUUGGCUAUCGACGAUCCACAAUACAGCUACAUGAUCAGCUCAUGGACUCGUUUCUGUUCGAUCCUCGGAUCUGACUUCGCCCCAUUCCUUCCAGUCGUCAUGGAGCCAGUUCUUCGUGCCGCUCGUUACCGCCCAGACUUCAACAUCUUCAAUAACGAAGACAUUCAAGAAACCGAAGAAGGCGUCGAGUACCACGGAAUCGGAGGUGAGAAGACCGUCGGAAUCCGUACUAGUGGACUCGAGGAGAAGGCUACCGCCUGUGACAUGCUUGUCGCAUUCGCUAAGGAAAUGAAGGAGGCUUUCAUGCCAUACGUUCUCGACGUCUACGAGUUGGCUAUCAAGAAUUUGGACUUUGGACUUCAUGAUGGUGUUCGUACCGCUUCUGCUGAGAUCAUGCCAUUCCUUUUAGUCUGUGUCGAGAAGCAAGGCAUGGAAGAUAAGCGUCGCUUGUGGUGCGAGUUCUUGAAGGCGUUGACCACUGCUAUGGAGGAGGAAGACGAUGUUGAGAUCUUGGCUUCGUUCAUGAGCGCCAUCGGAUCUUGCAUUGAGGUUAUGAAGACGGAAGGCGUCGCUCCAGAAGAGGUCAAGCUCAUCAUCUCGGUUCUUCUCAAGCAACUUGAAAACUACGGAAAAAGAAUGAGCGAUCGUCCAGCUGAAGAUGAGGAUGACGAUGAUGCUGAAGCCAAGGAGGAGCUCGAUUACUUCAUGGAAUUGGAGGCAUCGUGUCUUGGAGCCAUCUCCGACUUGACUCACUCUCUUAUGAAAGAGUUCAAGGGAGACAUCUUCGAGGGAAUGAUCAACGUUUUCGAUUGCGCUAUUCAACUCAUCGAGGGAUCCAAACAAUACUUCGAGAGACAAUGGGGAAUGUGCUUGCUCGAUGACGCCAUAGAGUUCGGUGUCGGACACUUGCCAACUCGCUUCCCGAAAUUGAUUCCAAUAAUGUACAAGUUGUUGGGUGACGAGUAUCCAGAAGUUCGACAAGCUGCUAGCUACGGAUUCGGAGUCAUGGCUAUCAGAUAUCAUCAGGUCGCCGAUUACAAGAACGAGAUUCUCAGCUGCUUGGAGCCACUCGCCGCUAUGAUUCAAAGAGAAGACGCUCGCGCCACCGAGGAGAGCACCGUCGCCACCGAAAACGCUAUUUCUGCUUUCUCGAAGAUCAUUGCCAAUGUGCCACUUCCACAAGAGGCAUACGGAAAGGUCGUCGAAAUGUUCUUGAGCUGGCUGCCAACAUAUUCUGACACAGAAGAGAGUCCAUACAUCUACGCAGCGUUGGCCGAAUUGUUUGACAAACAAGAUCCAGCUCUGUUCGGACAUGAAAAUCAGAAUUUGCCAAGAAUCUUCCUUGUCUGCUUGCUCUCGAUCGCCAACGAGGCCUUCAACGACGACGAGCACGGUCAGCACACGAAGCGCAGAAUCGAGCAGAUUCUCAAGACCAUCUACGCAUCGUUCCCACAGUUCGCUCAACAGGACGGCGUCGACGAGCACCUUCAAGGCGUUCUUCAAAGAGUUCUCAGUGGACAAUAA